Phacochoerus africanus (Common warthog) is the source of this 3716-nucleotide messenger RNA. RefSeq names its product doublecortin domain containing 2 (gene DCDC2). Gene Ontology annotation, biological process: intracellular signal transduction; regulation of cilium assembly; cilium assembly. The transcript is spliced from 10 exons. Bases 227 to 1651 code for a protein of 474 amino acids. The record is from RefSeq and is a predicted model, not a curated record. Lineage: Eukaryota; Metazoa; Chordata; Mammalia; Artiodactyla; Suidae. Gene Ontology annotation, cellular component: kinocilium; axoneme; microtubule organizing center.
UGUGCAGACUAUGGUGAAAUACUUGAACGCGAACGGUGAGUCCUGCAGCCUCCAGGGUGUCCGCGGGGUGGACGCCCGGCGCACGCCGUUGCUUGGCUUUGACCCGUGGGCCUGCUUCCCGUUGGUUUCAGGACGCGACCCCGCGCAGCGUGAGCCGUGAGGCCGCUGGGGCGCCCGCGGUGCCUCCCCCUAGAGAAGCGAGCCGGGGCGGCGUCCCGUGGGGAAGAUGAGCGGCACCAGCGCCAGGUCCAGCCACCUGUCUCAGCCGGUCGUGAAGAGCGUGCUGGUGUACCGCAACGGGGACCCCUUCUUCGCGGGGCGCCGCGUUGUCAUCCACGAGAAGAAGGUGUCCAGCUUCGACGUCUUCCUCAAGGAGGUGACAGGCGGUGUUCAAGCUCCCUUUGGGGCUGUCAGGAACAUCUACACCCCGCGGACCGGGCACCGCAUCCGGAAGCUAGACCAGCUCGAGAGCGGCGGCAACUACGUGGCUGGGGGCCAGGAAGCCUUCAAGAAACUCAAUUACUUGGACAUAGGAGAAAUGAAGAAAAGACCAAUGGAUGCUGUGAAUACAGAGGUAAAACCAGUUAUCCACAGCAAGAUCAACGUUUCAGCUCGCUUUAGAAAGCCACUUCUGGAACCCUGCACUAUCUUCUUGAUUGCAAAUGGAGACCUCAUAAACCCAGCUUCUCGACUCCUCAUUCCUAGAAAAGCCUUGAAUCAGUGGGAUCAUGUACUACAAAUGGUCACGGAAAAAAUAACGCUGAGAAGUGGGGCUGUCCACAGACUUUAUACUUUAGAAGGAAAACUGGUUGAGAGUGGGGCAGAGUUGGAGAAUGGGCAGUUUUAUGUGGCUGUCGGCAGAGAUAAGUUUAAGAAGUUGCCUUACGGUGAAUUACUUUUUGACAAGUCAACAAUGAGAAGGUCUUAUGGUCAGAAAGCCUCUUCACUACCUCCUAUUGUAGGAUCCAGAAAGUCUAAAGGGAGUGGAAAUGAUCGACAGUCUAAGUCAACAGUCGGAUCCAGCGACAACUCAUCUCCUCAGCCCCCAAAGAGGAAAGGGAAAAAAGAAGAUGUGAAUUCAGAAAAACCCACGAGAGGGAAGCAAAAUGCAAAGUUAAAGAACUCACCGCCAACAGUUCCAAACAGUGAUGAGGGCGUUUUCAAAGCUGGAGAGGAGAGAUCUGAAACGCGGGGGGCAGCACAAGUCCAAGAAGAUGAAGACACUCAAGUUGAGAUUCCAGUUGACCAGAGGCCAGCAGAAAUAGUGGAUGAGGAAGAAGAUGGAGAGAAAGAAAACAAGGAAGUGGAGCAGAAGGAAGAUUUUUUGGGAAUGAAUGGUGACAUUGAAGAAGAAGGAGGCAGGGAGGCUGCUGGGACUCCAGAGCAAGUGGAGGAGGCCCCGGAUCCCAAGGAGGAGCAGGCAGGUCCUGCCCGUGUGAGUGGAGGCACUGAUGAAGAAAAUGGUGAGGAACUGGACCUGCCUAAUAAUGAGCUUCAGGAGGCAGUGGAUGAAGAAAUAAAGUCUCAAGGAGCUGGCAGUGGACAAGAAGAGGUUGACUCGGACCCUCAAAGACCACCAAAGCCAGAAGUAAAAAUCACUAGUCCAGAAGAAAAUGAUAACAGCGAACAAAACAAGGACAAUUUGUCAUAGCAUAGAUGAUUUUUUAAAAGAGUGUAUAUUGAUUAUAAAGAAAAUGAAGAGUUGUGAUACUUGAAUAAUAAGUAUAUAGGUAUUGCUAAGCAUAAUGUGACAAUACGGUUGACUACUACCUACUGAAUUUUAAAAUUAGAGGCCUAAUGGGAAAGACUAGAUAACUUCGAAUAGCUACUAAAAGGCAGUGACUUCUUUUUAUGGGAUGUGUUUUUUAAACAUUAUUUAGAAAAACUAAAUGAGCCCAAUGUAGGGGAAUGUGAACCAGAAGACAUUUAGCCACUUGUCUUUGUAAAGGAUGAGAAAGAACAGGAUCAUUCCUACUGUAUACUUAUAAAUUUAGAAGUAAAUUAUUAGAUGGCAGCUUAUGCUAAAGCGCUUAUCUAAGAAGGCAGAGAAUUUAAAAAAUGAUGAAAAUAGGAAAGCAUGUACUGUCUUUUUAAAGCAAUAAACUCGAAUAAAUUGCAGUUGAAUUUCAGAGGUAAUUUGGAGAUGGCAAUAGAUGGAACUGUCUCUGUGUCUCGUUGACAUUCCUUUCUUUCUUCCCCCUCAGCCACAGUGCACCUUAGAAGACUUAAAAGGACAAUGCAAGGUAUUCAUUUUGGAAGGAGGACAUACUCAGUGUGUUCCUAAUAUUGUCAUGCUCCUCUCUUAACUGUUUCAGAUCUUAAUCCUUUUGGCUUUCAUGACACACACUCAGGAAGCAACAACCAAUUAUAUCACAGCCUGGCUGGAUGGUUCAAGUCUUAAUCCUUAUGGCUUUUAUGAUACACACUCAGGAAGCAACACCCAAUUAUAUCACUGGGCCUGGCUGGAUGGUUGGCAAAGUCUGGUAUCCUGUGGAUUUUCACUGAUCCAGUCGACUAUUACUAAUAAUUACCAUUCUCCUUCACAUUAUUAUAUUAGAAGACUUAACAUUGGCUAUUCCAAGGCUUGAAUUCUCUCCAAUCAGUUUUUUUUUUUUUUAACAAAAGGAAUAAGGCAGUGUAAUAGGAAAAAAGUUGGCUCUGUGAAAAGUUUGUAACUCCUCAGUUUCACUUGCUUUUGCCUCAUUUCUAUUAGGGCAGCCUUGUCAUAUUUCCCCUGCUAGGGAUAUCAGCAAGUAUUUAUUUCAUGGUCAGUUAUAUUUAGACUUUGAAGCAUAUUCCUUGCCAUAUAAUUGUAAGCUCUAUGAUAGAAAUUGUUGAAAAAAGUUUAAAAGUUGUCAUAAUGAAACCAGUUCCUGAUUAUAGUUUUGUGGGUUAAUUAAAUUGACUCAGAUUUCCUUGUUAGGUGUGUAUGGGGAGAAAACAUGAUUGUAUUAGUUUUAUUGAAUUCUUAAGAGAUGAUGCAGUUUUUCCUUAAAUAUAGAAAUAUUUUUCUCAUAUUAAAGAAUAUUUUUAUUAAUUAUGUAGAAAUUAUAAAUUUUAACUUCUAGUGCUUUCAUUUUCUUCUCCUCCUAGUUUUGUAACCAAUCAUUUGUAGUCAAAGUAGUUAUAUAAAGCACUAAAUACUAUAGAAAACAGAUAUAUUUUUCCUAGAAGCUAUUUUAAUAUUUUCCACAAAUAGGAAGUAUAUGCAGAGUCUAUAAUGUAACAGUAUUGGAAAGAGAUAUUGCUGUGAGGUAUCUGAGAAGAUAAUUUGUAAAUGGGGUACUGUAUUUAAUGUAAACACUAGAUUGUGCUUUCUACUAAUAGGCUUAUUUUUUCAAAUGGAACAAUAUAAAGCUUUGCAGACUAUAAGCAAUAGUCUUGUGUUAGAUAGAGAAAUAGACUACUUGGUUUUUUAAGUGUUAAAUUCCCAUGCUAUUACUAGUCCUGGGGUUAAUGAUUUCAAAUAGUUGUAAAAAGAAGGGCUUAAAUAGAAGAACUUAUAACUAAUUAUCAAGGUGAUUCUUUCCCUUUUCUUUCUUUAAUGAAGUUCUCUCUUCUUUAAUAAAGGUAUUUUAGCUCUUUUUUUUCCCCCAUUCUCUUCUUUAUCAUAGUUAAAAUUUAGGUUUUUGAGAACUUUUUAAGAGUGAUCUUAAAGCACAAUCUUUGUUAUUUUUUUAUUUCCCCAAUACAAUUUUUUUUUCUGCUGUACAGCA